Molecule: messenger RNA, 819 nt
Organism: Prunus armeniaca (apricot)
Lineage: Eukaryota; Viridiplantae; Streptophyta; Magnoliopsida; Rosales; Rosaceae
Source: the annotation of a GenBank genome assembly
AUGAGAGAGUGCGAGCUGUGUGGACUGAGAGCUCGGAUUCACUGCGAGGCGGACCAGGCGAAGUUAUGCUGGGACUGCGAUGAGAAAGUUCACGGAGCCAAUUUUCUGGUGGCGAAGCACCCGAGGAACCUCCUCUGCCAUGGUUGCCAGUCGCCGACUCCAUGGAUGGGCUCGGGACCCAAGCUCACGCCGACCGUCUCGGUCUGCGAGAUUUGUGUCGAAAGGCGUGGAAUUAAGUUUCAGCGGCACGAGGAUCAAGAAAGCGAAGCAGAGAACGAAGACGAUGUUGAUCUUGAUGACGAGGAUGAUGAUGAUGAUGGUGGUCAUGAUGGUGAAGAUGCUGAUGAUGAUGCUGAUGAUGAUGAUGAUGGUGGUCAUGAUGGUGAAGAUGCUGAUGAUGAUGCUGAUGAUGAUGAGGAGGAUGAAAAUCAGGUGGUUCCGUGGUCUAGUUCGCAUUCGGCGGCGGCAGAGCCUCCGCCUGCGGUGAGUUGUUCGAGUAGUGAAGAAGAAGAAGAAGAGGAGGAGGAAUUUUUGGUGGUGUCGAAGCGAAUGCGAGAGAAUGCGGAUCCAGAUUCUGAUUUGGGAUGCGACGAAACGUCGUCGUUGGCUUCGCUGGGGCUGUUGAAGCGAGCGAGACUGGGCGAAGAGAACCGUUUACUGAGUGAAAGAUCAAGUGAAGCGGAGUUAAGAUCAACGGCGAUCGUGAGCUCAAUUGACAGUCUUCAAAAUCAAACGGACGUGAUCAGCGACGGUGAUGAUCCUGCGUCCGCCGCGGUCCUCGGGAUUUGCGAACCCAGAAGAGAUGGUCAGAGCCGUUGA